Molecule: messenger RNA, 3871 nt
Organism: Amyelois transitella
Lineage: Eukaryota; Metazoa; Arthropoda; Insecta; Lepidoptera; Pyralidae
Gene: Unc-76
Product: fasciculation and elongation protein zeta-2
Exons: 7
Coding region: 27-1208 (393 amino acids)
Cellular component (GO): axon; cytoplasm
Source: RefSeq, a predicted model, not a curated record
AUACUCGGCGCGGGCGGACGUACGUUAUGCGAGAAGCAGCUGGCAGGAUGGCCGAACUCGAGUUCGAGGCACCGCUCGCGCAAAUAGAGGAAACCGACGACUGUCUCAGCACCGCAGACUACCCACAAAAAACAAUUAACGGCAAUGACAUACACAUAAAUAAUAUCAACCAUCUUAAAAGUGAAAUCAUCAAAAUGAAAACAGAUUCAAACAAAAUAAACGAUAAUGAAGAACCUAAACUGGUGAAGUGCAAACAGGACAAUAUGCAAAAUGGCGAAGGUGACAAUUUCACGGAAACUUUCUCCGGAUCGCUCGAAGAUCUGGUGAACACCUUCGACGAGAAGAUCACCAAGUGUUUCGGAAACUACGAGGAGAGUGUGGAAAAAUUUGCCCCGGUUCAAGUUCGCUCACAAGAGGAGAUAAUGAACGAAUGCCAAAUGUGGUGGACAAUCACUGGCAACUUCGGCAACAUUCUGCCAAUAGACUGGACCAAGUCGUUCUCCAGAAAAAUGCACAUCCCUACCUUGAAUCUCAGCGACAAAAAGGGUGCAAUGACACCAGAUGACGAAAUCCACAGUUCUGAAGACGAAGCAGUGGCAUCCGAUCUGGACAUGCAUGCUUUGAUCCUAGGGGGGCUGCACCAAGACCACGAGUGUCCUGUUAAGACUGCGGAUGAGGUUAUCCAGGAGAUAGAUGACAUGAUGCAGGAAACGCCGUCGUCAGAAGGAGACAUCAUUGAAUAUAAUGAAGCUUUGGAGAAAGGCAAGGAGGUCCUUAACUCGCCGCUUUAUGAAGAUAAACUCCGCCAACUAUCACUGUCACAACUCAACGAAAUCUUCCUAGAACUGGAAGUCCUAAUCAGGGAGUUCUCAGAGACCCUGAUCGCGGAGCUGGCAUUGCGGGACGAGCUGGAGUACGAGAAAGAGCUGAAGAAUACCUUCAUUUCACUCUUGCUCGCGGUUCAGAACAAACGGAGGCAGUACCAUAUCGAGAAGAAGAAGCGACCGGGCCCGCCGAGGUCUCCGAAUCUACAGAAUUCUGAACCCAAGUACUUGACCACAGUAAUACCAUUCCAUUUGGACAACGGACCACCGGACAACCAGUCCCUGCAAGUGCUUAUAAAAAUUCUGAAGGCAAUAAAUGAAGAUAGUCCGACGGUACCCACGCUGUUAACAGACUACAUUCUCAAAGUACUGUGUCCAACGUAAACUAAUUUUAGACCCUAGCUAAUUACACUACUCAAAUUAAAUCAUUUCAACAAGCACACUAUAUGAUAUUAUCCUCACAUUUCGUUGCUUUUUAAAAAAAAUAAAAACAGAGAAACUAAAUAAAUAAGUUCUUAUUAAUUUUAGAAGUAAAGCUAUGGCUCCAUGAGACGUAAUGAAAUGAUCAAUAAAAAUCGACACAAAUAAAUGCAGUUAAUUUGAUUAUGCAAUAUUUUGUUUAAAAAAGGACUUCAUUUACCUAUAAUAAACUUAAAAAAUAUGAUUACUCUGCAAAAUUGAAUGUAAGUGCCUUUUAAUCACACCAUGAAAUAUUCUUUGCAAAGUUUAAAUGCUUAAAUUCUUUAAGAAAAAUGAGAAAUGAUUUGUCUAUCCUACUAAAAAUACGUUCAGAAUGGAACCAGAGCUUAUUUCAUAUUCACAAAAUAAAGUGCAUGAAUUAUUAUGCAUUUUACAUUCAGAUAAUUGAAAUUAACGUAUCUAAAUUAUGUAUAUUCAAAAAAUCUAAAUGUUAUAUUCAAAAAAUCUAAAUGAUGUUAUGUUGAAAUGUUAAUUCUACAUUGCCAUAAUUUAUUUUGGUAUUAUCAGCUUAGUGUUUAUUUAUCUAUAUACCUAACCUAUAUUUACUUUAUUUGCAUAAAUGAACUGUGAUAUCAUAUGGUAGUUGGUUAAUUAAUGCUUCCUUUAAGACUUAUAUGUUAAUUUUUUUUAAAUUAUAAUUGAAACUCCUAUAAUUUAAAAAAACGCAGGUUUUAAAAUUAAUUUUUAUUAUUUGGUCCUCUAUUGAUCAUUGGUCUCACGUAAAAUGUAUGUGAAUUUAACUCUAUUGUAAAUAUGAAUAAAAAUUUAAUUGAAAAUGGAAUUGUGCUUCGGUAAUUUUAGUGUAAUAACACUGGCUGCAGAGGCUUGUAAAUAGUUUUAAUAUCCGCUUGUAGAUUUGUAGUAAAAUGAUGUUUAAUUUUUAAUUGUCAUUGUUAACAUAUUUUUUUAUCUUAUUUUAUUUAACAUACCAGUCAAAUUAUUAAAAAAAAAUAUUAUCAUCGACGUAUAUACAUAGUAGGUAUGCCCAGACAAUUUAUUGUAUUUCAACUUGUUUAUUACCUGACUAGUUUCUCCGUAAUAGUAAGUACCUACGUACAAUAUUUUACUUCAAAUAUUAGGUACUUACGCUUUAUGAAGAACAAUACAACGAUGAUGGAACAUACCUCUAAAGUGAAGGUCAACCGGUCUGUUGGUUUCCCUUUAUUAAGUAUUUGUCGUAAUAGUUGUAUAAAACGGACUAAAGAUGAAUUUUUCAUAACGGGAAGAGAAGGGUCAACCAAAUACUUUCAAGAAAUGAUAAGAUUUUAGGUACACAGAUUAAUGUUAAACCUAGAAAUAUAGAACUAAGACCUUUAAAAUACCCUGAAACCAGCUGAACUGAAUUCAUACUAAUUAUUAUGAAUUUAGCUCAUUUAUACUACUGAUAGAACAAUUUUUGUUAAUAAUUAUGGUAUUUAUAGAUCUUACCUAUUUAGAUUUUUUUCAAUGUUUCGAAGAUUAAGUUGGAAAAUGUCUAUUUAUGCGCUAUUUCCAGACAAAAAAUAAUUUUAAGUUAUUUAUCUAGUCUCGACUCAACAUUUUGUAGUCAUAAUUUGUUAACUUUAUUGAGAAAAAUGAUAAAUAUAAAUAAAUACUUUUAAUCAUCUAAUUGCAUGGUAUUGUAAAGUUGGUUGUUGAUUACACAAUUUUAAUUGUGACAUUCUGUUUGCGAAUUAUUUGUGGAUGCUUUUGUCGCACAUAAAAUUAUAGAGAAUACCUCUUUGUGCAAAAAUGUAUAAUAAAAAAAUGGGAAUGAAUCGGUGAGGUACCAGAUAACUAAGUCCGCUAUCCAGUUUAUUACCAAGUGGGAUUUUGUCCAAAAUUAUUUCGUACUGUAACAAUCAUUAAAACCAAAAAACGUUUUCGUAAUGAAGUUUAUUUUUAUUUAUCUAGGGUAUUUUUGACGCAUUAUUUUUUAACAAAGCAGUUUAAAGAAGCCACGGUAAAUUGAAAUAUAUUUAGCGGACAUAAGUAUGAUUGUGUAAACGUUAUAUAUAUUGUAAGUAGAUAACUGUUAAUAAUUGUAAGUGCAAGUUUCAUUUAAAUUAUCAAUGGCGAUCUUUUUUGCAUUAUUUAUUUCUGCAUUUAAGCUACCUUAUCAGGAAAAUUUAAAUGUGUAACUUUUUUAAGUGCGUCAUGUAUGGCAAAGAUAAAAUAACUUAAAAAGAAAAAAUAAAAACAAUUUGAAUAACACGACCAUAUUUUGGGACUUUACCUACCUUUUUAAUUUCAAAAGUUGUCCGUAAGCUAAAUUCAUUGCAUAAUUUAAUUGAUCAUUUGAUAAUGAUAUACACAAGUGCAAAAAGUUUGAAACAAAAUGCCUACUAUCAGCUGCUAGUAUAACCGAUAUAGACAAUGAAAAUAGCUAUUUUCAUUGUCUAUAUCGGUUCUUCGGAUCUGAUUUUGUCAAAUUCACGCUUAAAAGAUUAAGAUAAAAAAUUUCAUGAUUAAAUAAAAAUAACAAUACAAUAUCUAUAUAAAUCUGUUGCGAUCUUGCUAAAAAUGUUUGUGACGUUGCAAUUUGCUGGGAAAAUGGUACCUGGUUAAAAUAAAGGAGCUUGAAUGAA